CAGCAGAGUCUGGUUUAUCACUGGCGCAUCAUCUGGAAUCGGCCGCGCCAUAACAGAGCAUGUCCUUCGCCAGGGCGAUAUUGCCGUCGCAACACUACGCAAGCCCUCCGCACUUACAGACCUCGCCGCUACCUACGGCCCAAGCACCCUCCUUGUCGUCGAAGCGGAUGUGACCAACUACGCUCAAGUCACCACCGCGUUCGCCGCAGCGAAGGACGCGUUCGGCCGGAUCGACGUCGUCGUUAACAAUGCCGGGUAUGGAAUCAUGGGCGAGUUCGAGGGCACAACCGAGGGGGAUGCCCGCAAGAUGUUCGAUGUGAACUACUGGGGCUCGGCGAACGUCCUGCACGACAGCCUUCGAUUCUUCCGCGAUGUGAAUCCAUCCGGUGCAGGUGGAACGGUUUUGCAGAUCAGCGCAGGUGCAGGGGUCAUCGGCAUACCUGUCCACGCUCAUUACGCUGCUACUAAACACGGUAAGCUUCUACAAGGGUGACUAUAUUUCGGCACUGACACCCCGAGUAGCGAUUGAGGGGCUCGUUGAGUCGGUUGCCGGAGAGCUAGAUCCUGCAUGGAACAUCAAGUUAUGCAUCGUCGAGCCUGGAGGAUUCGACACAGCCGUAGUCAGCUCAAUGCCUGCACUGCCGAUUCACCCCGCCUACGCGACCAACGAGUCACUGGCUUCGACGUUCAUGAGAAAGGUCGUUCAAGGUGUGCGAUUCGACGGCGAUCCGGCGAAGCUCGCUAGAGUGCUCUACGACGUCGUGGAGUCCGGGGAUAUCCCCUCGCGCCUGCCUAUAGGCCUGGACGCUGUGUCGAUUGUGCGGAGCAAGGGACAGCGGCUGCAAGAUACGGCACAGAACAUGGAGAAGUGGUCAGCGGAUGUCAGACGAGACGAUGCAGAGAGCUACUCUAGCAAUCUUGAUGCCGUAGAGAACGGAGUCUUGGGAGGUAAAUGAGGAAUGUCGACCGUGUGUAUCUUCGAGAGCAAAUGCCAGCCAGACGGGGGUUUCAUGAAGCAAUGUGAGCAGUGCUGCGCUUCGGAAUACCAAGCUAGACACACAUGUUCACAGCUCAACAUUAGCUUACGCGUUUAUUGCGGGGCAUAUAGAUGCGGAUGUCUUCUGUCGCAUAUUCUCUCUUUGACUCGACGUAUAGAGAUAUUUCUGGUGCCUACGCGACGUGGGGGUGCAAGUCCAACGCACGCGUCAUGCCGCAGAGUUGCGUGUACAACCGGCAGUCACGAACGUCGCCUUGAGCGCCUAGCAUGAACCAAUAGCCCGUUCAUGCCGGUGCUUACUCACAUCAAGCUGGCCCCCAUAGCGAAUCAAAGGCAAUCUGCAUGGCCUAGAAGAAGCGGAAUGUGUGACUCAGCGGAGGGAAGGCUUCCUAUUGUCCGAGUCAGAACUGGUGCGCCGUGGUGGACCAAGGUUCGGUCCACAGGACUUCCAUUUCUCCACAGCAUCCCGCUAUCUACUCUAGAAUGAGCCAAAAAGUGUGGUUUGUCACGGGCGCGUCGUCGGGCAUCGGCCGGGCCAUAACAGAGCACGUCCUUAGCCAAGGCGACAUCGUGAUCGCGACGAUGCGAAAGCCCUCCGCCAUCGCCGACCUUGUCGCCACCUACGGACCCGCCGUUCUUCUCCCCGUCGAUCUCGAUGUAACCAACCAGGCGCAAGUCAGCGCUGCUUUCACCGCUGCUCGGGAAGCGUACGGCCGCGUAGACGUCGUGGUCAACAACGCCGGAUGCGGUCUGCUCGCAGAAUUUGAGGGCACUCCAGAGGAAGACGCGCGCAAGCUGUUCGAGGUGAAUUUCUGGGGCUCUGCCAAUGUUAUUCGCGAGGCCGUGCGGUUCUUUCGUGAGGUGAACCUGCCUGGGCUUGGAGAUGUAGUCCUACAGGUUGCAUCUGCUUCGGGAAUUAUCGGUGUACCAGCGUUCUCCUUUUACUCGGCGAGCAAACAAGCAAUAGAAGGGCUCGUGGAAGCUGUCGCAGGCGAGAUGGACCCCGCUUGGAACAUAAAGUUCUAUACCAUCGAGCCUGGAGGAGUUGACACUCCCGUGACGACUUCAAUGACAGUCACACCUAUCCAUCCCGCUUACGCUGCCAAGCCAUCACUGCCAGCGACCGUCAUGAGAAUUGCUACGGACGGAGUGAGGCUCGACGGAGACCCGAAGAAGCUCGCCAAAGCAGUGAGGGACGUGGUCCACUCGGGAGACAUACCCUCGCGCUUGUCAUUAAGGCUUGACGCGCUCUAUCUGGUGAAGACAAAAAUCGAGAGGCUCCGGGAAACGGUUCGGAGCACGGAGAAGUGGUCGGCGGACGUGAGACGUGAUGAUAUCGAAAGUUAUUCUGAAGAGCAUGAUACGAUACACAAAGGCGUCGCUCACCACUAGCAUGCUUUUGGACAUCUUCCAAUGUUUGUGGUAGCCACUGCGCCUUUCGAAGGGUUUUCAAGUUGUGGGUGCAAUGUGGGCGCCACUCAGGCUGUUGACGACGAUUUGUGAUGAUUUAUCCGAGGUGGAACCGAUCCCUGACUGAUGGGACACCAUCAUGGAAGCCCUUCGAUUGCCCUGGUCCUUUUCAUUUAUCAGCCCGCAGCGGUCGCGUCUCGUCCCCGCAUCUGCUUCGAACUACAGGUACACGGAUGAUCCGGUCCGCGACUGUGUAUCAUAUAUGUUCCCUCGUUCUCUGACUCGGGCUGAAAGCCGCGACACACCCCUCUCCGUCCGCAGCCUCUCAUGUCUCUCUCUGCGCCCUUGUUCGAUGCAGGCAAGGCCGUCGGUGACGCCCAGCUGGUGGCGUCAGCAGCUGCGGCGGCUCUUGUGAUGCCGCAACAGCCACGAAUUAGCGCUGAUGUUGCAGAUGGUCACUCUAGCACGAUCGAACUUCAGCCAGUCGCUCCCCAUUCGAGGAACUCCACCAUCGCACCCUCAGUGGGAUUCCCGUCGUCGCUUCCAAUUGAUCAUCCCACCAAAGCGCAGCGUGUACGAUCGCACGUACAACUUGCAGCGCUAUGCAUGUUUGUCUUCAUACAGGGAUGGAACGAUGCGUCGAAUGGCCCGCUCUUGCCGAGAAUACAGCAGGUGUACAACUUAGACUACGCCGUCGUCUCCCUUCUCUUUGUGUUUUCGUUCAUCGGCUUCAUAUCUGGAGCUAUAUCCAACGUGGUUUUGACCGAGAAAGUAGGCUUUGGCAAGCUGGUCGUCCUAGGUUCUGCUCUGCAGGCAACAGGCUACGCGAUCGAGGCUGCCGCACCUCCCUUCCCUGUCUUCGUUUUGGGCUACUACGUGGCAGGGUUCGGGAUGGCUUUGCAGAACGCCCAAGCGGUCAGCUACGUGGCCAAGAUGAAAGACAAACCUGAACUGAAGAUGGCAAUCUUCAUGGCGGUAUAUGGUCCGGGGGCGGUUCUCGCUCCUCUUGUCGCAACGCACUUCUCGACACUUCCCCGAUGGUCGUUCCACUUUCUCACAUCGCUUGGACUCUCCUUGUUGAACAUCGCCAUUCUGUCAGUCGUAUUCCGGUUCAAGAAGCAAGACGAUUGUCUCGCACAAAUCGGACUCGCGCCUGCCAGCGACAGGGGCACGAGCAAUCACAGCGAAUUCCGGCAGAUUCUCGCGUUGAAGGAAGUGCACCUGCUCACUCUGUUCGUUUUGUUCUAUAAUGGCGUCGAAGUCACUAUCGGAGGAUGGACAAUCACGUACAUCAUAAACGUUCGUGGAGGUGGUUCUGCAGCCGGUUACAUCUCUAUGGGUUUCUUUGGUGGCAUGGCGGUUGGACGCUUAGGGGGCCACUGGGUCAACAAGAAGGUCGGAGAGCGUCUUGCGCUCAUCGUCUACGCCAUCCUUGCUAUCGCGCUCGAGUUUGUCGUCUGGUUCGUCCCAUCACUUUCAGGUGACGCCUUCGCCAUCGCAGCCAUCGGACUCUUGAUCGGUCCGAUGUAUCCUAUCGCGAUGAACCACGCGGGCCGAGUCCUGCCUCGAUGGCUUCUGACAGGUGUUAUCUCGCUUUGUUCAAUGCGUGUAAUUGUUCGCAGUAUCGCUUACAAUCUUCCAGGCUCCAUCGGCUGGAUCGCCGGCGUAGGCCAAGCAGGGUCUGCUCUGCUCCCAUUCAUGGCAGGCGCUAUCGCGUCAAAGGCGGGCAUCGCGACCCUGCAGCCUGUGCUCGUGGGCUUCAUGGCGGUAAUGGCUGGCUUCUGGCUGCUUGUUCCCGCAAGUUCUCAUCGCCACGACUAAAGCGCUCGCCUUGCGGCGUAUAUUUUGUUUUCACAUUUGAAGCAAAUAGAUAAGAACCGACAAAUUAGAAUGUGUACAGUAGCUCAGUGCGCGUCAGAAGCGACACGCUGAGAAAUACUUGUACUUAGAACUUAGAAAAAAGGUCACUCUACCAUAUAGACACAUAGAUUGUUCUCAUAGACCAACGCACUUGCAAUGUUAUUUCUAC
Molecule: messenger RNA, 4436 nt
Organism: Coniophora puteana RWD-64-598 SS2
Lineage: Eukaryota; Fungi; Basidiomycota; Agaricomycetes; Boletales; Coniophoraceae
Product: MFS general substrate transporter
Exons: 20
Coding region: 2735-4228 (497 amino acids)
Biological process (GO): transmembrane transport
Cellular component (GO): membrane
Molecular function (GO): transmembrane transporter activity
Source: RefSeq, a predicted model, not a curated record